This is a messenger RNA of Camponotus floridanus (Florida carpenter ant), 1289 nucleotides long. RefSeq names its product general odorant-binding protein 69a (gene Obp1). The transcript is spliced from 6 exons. Bases 84 to 503 code for a protein of 139 amino acids. Lineage: Eukaryota; Metazoa; Arthropoda; Insecta; Hymenoptera; Formicidae. Gene Ontology annotation, biological process: sensory perception of smell. Gene Ontology annotation, molecular function: odorant binding. The record is from RefSeq and is a predicted model, not a curated record.
UAAAAACCGCGGGUAACCGUCGCGGAUCGUACAUUCCGUCGUAGAAGUGACAUCUCUCGAGGCGAGUAAACACACAACAAACGAUGCACGUGUCGGUGAUCCUCGGCAUGGUGUUCCUACAGGCGAUUUACGUGUCCGCCGGGCCACCUGACUGGAUCCCCCCGGAAAUGUUGGAGAUGGUUCAAGCCGACAAGGAACGGUGCAUGGCCGAACACGGGACGUCUCAAGCGCUUAUCGACGAGGUUAACGAUGGAAAACUUUCGGAAGAUCGCAGUAUAACGUGCUACAUGCAUUGCCUGCUCGACUCAUUCAGUUUGGUCGACGAGGAGGGUGACUUGGAAACCGAGAUGCUGCUAAGUGUCAUUCCUGAGGAAUUUCAAGAAAUAGGUAACAAGAUUUUGACUAAAUGCGCCAAGCAAGACGGCGCGGAUGUUUGCGAUAAGAUAUUCAAUGUAGCAAAAUGUGUCCAAGGAACAGUGCCAGAGCUUUGGUUCAUGGUUUAAUUCAACGCAGAAAGAAUAUUGCCUCACAAUCGUGUGCGACGCGUAUGAUGUUACAACACAAAACAACUCCCUCUUGGAGAAAAACGAGGGCCAAAGAAGUAGUAUAGGGAUGAUCUAAAUUAUGUAAAUUAAAAAAAAAAUAGUCAUUUGUAUUAUUAUACAAAUACUUACUAUUAUUAUCAUAGUAAGUAAUCACGGUAGUAAACACACAUGCGGCCUAAAUAAAAUUAAAAUGGAAAAUAUUGUAAAAUAUUGGAUAAAUUUAUAAAUAUGCAUUGAAACAGAUCCGAGCAUAAUAACGAAUUGAAGAGAGGGUCAUGAGAUAUCGAUGCGUAAUAAUGAGCUAUUUAUGAGUCCAUGUUUAAUUAAAUAAUUUUUUAUGAUUUUAUGCGCCUUUGAUUCCAAUACCAUUUAACUUUUUCAACUCGCUCACAAAAUUGUAUUGCGUAGGAAAUGAGGUGGUAUCAAUUAAUUAAGCAAGAUUCGCGUUGUGAAGAAUAAAUAAUAGUUGUAAGAGAGAAGAGAUUUAUUUAAAAAAAACAAAAACUCAAGUAACGUCAAAAACCGGAUACCAGAUAAGAUUUAUUAAUUCGUGAAACUUCGAAAAAAAUUGAAAAGUUUAAUAUAUAUGUGUGUGAAAGAGAGAGGAAUAAAAGAGGUAAAUUUAUAAUUUGAAAGAAAUCCGUUUAUAAAAACGACUUCGUACUUAAAAUUGGCGAAUUAUAAGUUUACCUUAAGAAAAAUCCACAUGAUCAAAUAAAACUUAAUUCGGCUCGACAAUGUGAA